Fulvia fulva is the source of this 513-nucleotide messenger RNA. RefSeq lists its product as uncharacterized. Bases 1 to 513 code for a protein of 170 amino acids. NCBI's taxonomy places the organism in Eukaryota, Fungi, Ascomycota, Dothideomycetes, Mycosphaerellales, Mycosphaerellaceae. The transcript has a single exon. The record is from RefSeq and is a predicted model, not a curated record.
AUGCUAAGUAUAUCUCAGUUGGUCGAUGAGCAAGCCGUCAUCUCCAGGCGUCGAGUUGAGCUUCAUGCACGUCUGCAGAAGGUCUACGAAGACAUGCGACCCGGUCAGGUUGUAGUUUUCGAGAUGCUCAGGGAAAUUCUGUUCCGGGAUCAUGGAGAUAUCGCAGCCAUGGGCAUAACAGCAGAUCCAGAGGAUGCUCAUGCCAGCGGGCCAGCAGUUUCCGAGCCUGUCAGCUUAGAAGAUCAUGAGCCUGAUGACGAAGUACAUCGAGAUACCGGCGAGAGUCCGACGAAAGAUCAGCAGACGCUGCUCUCCGACCUCGAUAUAUUCUGGAAUGAGCUGAACGAUGCAGAAGAGCGCCUCGAGAAUCGCGAUGAAUACUUUUAUCGUUUGAAAGCAGACCGUGUGCGGAGAAAAGAAGCUGGUCUGCCCAUAGAGACGCCUUCGGAAGUUGACUUUGUCGAAUUGCAGACGACGCAACGCAUGACUCGCCGUGUGAUUCAAGCAGAAUAA